Molecule: messenger RNA, 779 nt
Organism: Emiliania huxleyi CCMP1516
Lineage: Eukaryota; Haptophyta; Isochrysidales; Noelaerhabdaceae
Exons: 1
Source: RefSeq, a predicted model, not a curated record
AUGAUUCGCAUCCUCUCGCGGCUCGCCGUGGAGAACAACUGGUGGAGCUUCAGCGUCAACCCGACGCCCACGGGCAAGCAGUUCAUUGUCCAGCCCCAGUCCCAGUGGGAGAGGGACAGGGAGCGGCAGCAGGCCAAGGAGGGCAGUGCCCCACCGCAGCCUGUGCCUGCUGCCACUUCCGCCGCGGCACCGCCCGCAGCACCGCCUGCCGCCGCUGCAGCUCCGGCAGCAGCACCGCAGGCACACCCGCAGCACCAACAGGUGCAGCAACCCCAGCCCAACGAGUCGCCCGAGGGGUGGACCAGGGUUGGGAAGGGCGGCAUGCCGGACAGGUUCACCAUGAGGAACCAUGGCCGCAAGCCGCCGGGCAAGGCGGUCAAGCGCAAGCCUGACCGCCAGCCCGCACCCAAGGGAGGUGGACCCCCACCCCCCUCUCCCAAGGUGAACAAGAACAGGCUGAGCGCGCUGGGCGCUGGCCCUUCUGGCACCAGCGGGAGCCACGAGCGCGCACCGCCGCGCUCCCCCUCCCCCUCCUCGCCGCCUGCCAAAUCACCGCGGCCAUCUGCGCCUGCUUCCGAGUAUGACUCCGAGCUCGACCAAUACUUUUCCGACGCCGAGGCGCGGGAUAGGGUGGCAGGGGUUGUACACGACGCAGUGCAGCAGGCUGUGAUGCAAUACGGCUAUGACGACGAGCUCUUCCAGGAUUGGAGGGACGGCAAGAUAGGCGAAAAGGACUUGCCGGAGGAGGUGAUGGCUAUGACUUUGGACCUUUGCGAGAG